AUGGAGCCGGAUAUCGUCAGUCGCCUGUCACUGAAAGUUUUCUCAACCAGCAUGUCCCACUCUCAACGACACGAAAUCGUUAUGUCGAGAUCCCACUCCAUCGGGGAGGCCAUUUGA
Molecule: messenger RNA, 117 nt
Organism: Colletotrichum orchidophilum
Lineage: Eukaryota; Fungi; Ascomycota; Sordariomycetes; Glomerellales; Glomerellaceae
Exons: 1
Coding region: 1-117 (38 amino acids)
Source: RefSeq, a predicted model, not a curated record